AUGAGAGAGAGUGGACACCUCGAAAAAGCAAAUGGGAUAGUUUGGAGUGACAAAGAUGGUUGGAGCACGACUCUUGCAAAGGGAGAGGCACAAGAGGAGAUUGAGUGUGAUCCUGGCAUGCCUCUCGAAAUCGGUUUGUUACAAAGUCAGAUAGGCGUUUACAUUCGGUUUGGAGGGCUCCAACGAAUGGCUUGCAAUCUACGAUCAAAGGGUCAACUGGCAGUAGCAAUUCAGAAUGGUCAUUUGGAGGCAAAUUAUUAG
This is a messenger RNA of Phycomyces blakesleeanus NRRL 1555(-), 261 nucleotides long. RefSeq lists its product as hypothetical. Bases 1 to 261 code for a protein of 86 amino acids. The transcript has 2 exons. Lineage: Eukaryota; Fungi; Mucoromycota; Mucoromycetes; Mucorales; Phycomycetaceae. The record is from RefSeq and is a predicted model, not a curated record.